AUUGUUUUUUUUUUUUGGCAGUGCUGAAUGUGCUUUUCCUGAAUUCUCUUGUUUCGUGGUGAAUACAGAUACUGUUCAACAUAGCUGUUGACAAAGGUUUUGGCUUCUGAUACUCUUACGUUCCGAGUACAGGUGCUGCCGCAAUGUGGUCUCCCCUCGCUGGCCAGCGUGUGUGAAGGGUGCCGCCAUGGUGGAUGUCAGCAAAUGGCCCCUCUUCACUCUCCUCUCGCCACAGGAGAUCGCUUCCAUCAGGCAGGCUUGUGUCUUCGGCACCUCUGCUAACGAAGCCAUAUACAUCACUCACGAGGAUGAGGUGUUUGUGUUUGGACUGAACUGCAGCAACUGCCUCGGGACAGGGGACAGUCAGAGCACCAUUGUGCCAAAAAAGCUGGACAGCCUGUGUGGGAAGAAGAUCAAAAGUCUGAGCUACGGCACUGGGCCACAUGUGCUUCUCGCCACUGACGAUGGAGAUGUAUAUGCCUGGGGACACAAUGGGUACAGUCAGCUGGGGAAUGGGACCACCAACCCAGUGGUUUCGCCAGUGCAGGUGUCUGCCAACAUGCAGAACAGGAAGGUGACGGAGGUGGCCUGUGGCUCCCAUCACUCUAUGGCACUGACGUCUGAUGGUGAGGUAUAUGCGUGGGGCUACAACAACUGCGGCCAGGUCGGAUCGGGAUCUACAGCUAAUCAGCCGACACCUCGCAAAGUAUCCAGCUGCCUGCAAAACAAAAUCGUGGUCAGCAUCACCUGUGGCCAGACUUCCUCUAUGGCAGUAGUAGACAAUGGAGAGGUGUACGGCUGGGGCUACAAUGGGAAUGGCCAGCUGGGUCUGGGCAACAAUGGCAACCAGCUGACCCCUUGUCGCCUGGUAGCUCUGCAGGGCGUCUGUGUCCUUCAGAUCGCGUCUGGCUACGCGCACUCGUUAGCACUAACAGAUGAGGGCUUGCUGUAUGCCUGGGGAGCUAACACCUACGGGCAGCUGGGCACUGGCAAUAAGAGUAACCAGCUUAGCCCUGUGCCGAUAAUGACAGACAAGGAAAGCAGGAUCGUGGAGAUCGCCGCCUGCCACUCCGCCCACACCUCGGCGGCCAAGACGCAGAGCGGCCAGGUGUACAUGUGGGGACAGUGCCGGGGGCAGUCUGUGGUCUUGCCCCACCUCACUCACUUCUCCUGCACCGACGACAUCUUCGCCUGCUUCGCCACCCCAGCCGUCAUGUGGCGCCUCCUGUCUGUUGAGCACGAUGACUUCUUGACAGUCGCACAGUCUUUGAAGAAGGAAUUUGAUAGCCCUGAAACCUCUGACCUCAAGUUUAGCGUUGAUGGGAAAUACAUUCAUGUUCACAAAGCCGUUUUAAAAAUAAGGUGUGAGCACUUCCGCUCCAUGUUUCAGUCCCACUGGAAUGAAGACAUGAAGGAAGUGAUUGAAAUUGACCAGUUUUCCUACCCUGUGUAUCGCUCAUUUCUGGAGUACCUGUACACUGACAGUGUCGAUCUCCCUCCAGAAGAUGCCAUUGGACUCUUGGAUCUGGCCACGUCCUACUGUGAGAACCGCCUGAAGAAGCUGUGCCAGCACAUUAUCAAGAGAGGCAUCACUGUAGAGAAUGCCUUCUCCCUGCUGUCUGCUGCAGUCAGAUACGACGCCGAGGAUUUGGAAGAGUUUUGCUUCAAGUUUUGUGUCAAUCACUUGACAGAAGUCACUCAGACUGCAGCGUUCUGGCAGAUCGACGGGGCACUACUGAAGGAAUUCAUUUCCAAAGCCAGCAAAUGUGGGGCCUUUAAAAACUGAAUUGGCUUCUCAUGAGUGCCAUUUUACAAAGGAAGACUGUAUUUACCACAGGAGUCCCCAGCUGUGACUCGUAGGUGCCUGUUACUCCACUGAAGUACAACUGCAUCUGAAGAAGGUUACAAAUACUGUCAUUAUCCCCCUAGUGAGGGAUGUGUUCAAUAUCAAACGCAGAUCUGUGAAUGAGCUGGAUCAGCUGUGUAUCUUGGAGUUACUGCACGCAAACACAUUCUUCAUCAAAGGAAUGUUCACAGAACACGAGCAGGAUGUUUUUUUUUGUUGAGAAAAAAAAUCUAUUUUGAUAGUGCUAUAUCUUACAGUUUAAGCACAUGGUAUAUCAAAUAUUUUCCCCACAAUUUCUCAAUAGAGUAAGUCUGAUGUGGUAUUUAGAGAUGGCUUGAGUGGAGCACCUGAACACGGGCUGAGCCGUGUUCAUAGUCCUUUUGUCUUAGUUUGCUGGUUUUUAUACUUGCUGUCCCUCCUGGGAGGUGAGUGCUAGUUUAGAUGCCUGAGGUUUUAUUUGCAGGACAUCUGCUUUGUCAGACAGAUGUUCAUAGUUGCUUAAAAAAGAAAUAAUAGCUGAAGAGAGAAUAAAUAGCUAAAGAAUGCCCCCCUUUGGGGGUAAUCUAUUCUAAAGCAUGUAACAUGUCUGUAUGCGAGAGCCAGUAUAAGGGUAGAAUAACCUGACCUGAAAGAUCAUUUGCACUUAAUCUGUGGUAACAUUACAUAUGUGUGCAAGAGAAGUAAUCCCAAUACUCUUUAGAUUUUUACCUGGAUACUAUCUAAUUAUCUUUGCAUGAUCUGCUGAGGUAAACUGUCACCAGUUUAACAGUGGUAUGACUACAGCUUUCCAUAUAAGAGUCUUGAAGAACCUCAGGGAUUUUAGCAGACAUUUGGCAUCUUCUGUCCAUCUGUGGAUAAUGAAUCUUUUUAUAGAGUUUCUUCCGAGUUGUCUCUUUAUAGUAGGUCAAUGCAUAAGUUAUGGCUUGAAUAUAAAUAUGCAUGUUUUGAGAGGCAUGCUACAGGAAGCAUAGAAGCACGCGGUAAACAGGACAAGUUCUUUAAAUGGGCUGAACAUCAUGAUUUUUCACAGUAGGCUUGUGCCAAUAGUUUGAGGAACUGGCUUGCAAGCUGCAUACCUCAGAAAAAUUAAAUGUUAUGAAAUCCACACAUAAAUAUUCUUCUAAGAAAAUGUAUUUUUGAUUACCUUGUAUUAACAUAAUGUAAAAUAAGGGUGUGCACAUUGAGCAAUAUAGAAAUAGUAACCACAUUCACAUGUAAUUGGAUCAUACAGUCCACAAUCAAAAAGUAUAAAUGAGAAAGACUGAAAAUUGCUAUUGUAUGGGGAAAAAAUAGCACUUAAGUCAAGCAUUCCUUUAUUUUACUAAUAAUGAAGUAUAAGAACUAAGGAUAAUGUAAUAUUGUUAAACAUGUCUUAAAUAAUCCAUGUAUUGUAGCACCAUUAAGAAAACGAAACAAUUAUUAAGCCAAGCUAUUAAUUUAAUAUAAUAAGCAAAAAUAUGACUCCAGGAGAUCUGUUUUAAGAUCUGAAGAGCGAAGAGCAGCUUAGCAUGCUUUUUUUUCUGUAAUAUGUAAUACUUGGAUGUGGAUCAUGGUAUGGACUUUUCACUGCAUCUUCAUUGAAUGUACUGAAACCUUUUUUUUAUCUUUUAUUUUUUAAAGAACCUUGAAUAAACCAUUUGCAGUGUGCAUAAUAAGCAUAUAGUUGAUUUGACAGGAUUGAGCAUAGUAUUAUUAUGUUGCCUUCAUUGUGUUAUUUGUGGGUAAGUAGUGUGUAUUAUUGCUGUGACCAAAUUAAAGAAUUGGUUGAUUAAAAAAAGCA
Molecule: messenger RNA, 3626 nt
Organism: Lepisosteus oculatus (spotted gar)
Lineage: Eukaryota; Metazoa; Chordata; Actinopteri; Semionotiformes; Lepisosteidae
Gene: rcbtb1
Product: regulator of chromosome condensation (RCC1) and BTB (POZ) domain containing protein 1
Molecular function (GO): protein binding
Source: RefSeq, a predicted model, not a curated record